Phycodurus eques (leafy seadragon) is the source of this 2346-nucleotide messenger RNA. RefSeq names its product elongator acetyltransferase complex subunit 6 (gene elp6). The record is from RefSeq and is a predicted model, not a curated record. Lineage: Eukaryota; Metazoa; Chordata; Actinopteri; Syngnathiformes; Syngnathidae. Gene Ontology annotation, biological process: tRNA wobble uridine modification. Gene Ontology annotation, cellular component: elongator holoenzyme complex.
UCCCUCAGGUUAGCUGAGCUGCUGGCGUCGUUACGCUUUUUAGCUGUAGCUAAUAAAAACCAUGAAAAUGUUGACUCUGAUUAAGUAGUGAUGACCAGAAGAAGAAUUUAAAUUGAACAGUAACAAGAACUCAACUGUUAUGAGAUUUAACCAAGCGUUUUUGUGUGUUUAUGACGUGUAGCUACUGGCUAGUUAGCCGCUAGUUUGGCUAACGAUGUUUGCAGAGCUCAACAGCAUCUUGAACGUCAGCCCGGAGCACUUCACCACGGGCGAGUUUGUGCUGCUGUCUGACAGGCAGAGUGAUGCCUCCUUCCUCAUGCACCACUUCCUCGGAUUCUACCUCAGAGCGGGCUGUCAAGUUUGCUUUCUUGGGCUGGCGCAGUCAUUGAGUCACUACAGUGUAGUCAGCCAAAGACUGGGUGUGAGUCUGUCUCAGGCAAAGGAGAAAGGUCAGCUGGUGUUCCUGGAAGGACUCAACGAAUGCUUGGCCAUUCUUAAUCCUGAUGGUGUUAGAACAGGAAGUGAGGCAAUGGAUUUCCUCAGGAAUCCCGGGGCAGGCCUGCGAGCUCUCUUCCAGUUUGCGCACUCCAGCAUCAAUCAUUCCUGGGGCGCAGAGGAGCGGGCAGGCGACGCUGGGGGCGGGCCCCCUGUGCUGCUGGUGGACGACGUGAGCGUGCUGCUCAGUCUCGGCGUGAGUGCGGACGCCGUGCUGGACUUCAGCCAUUACUGCCGCGCCACUGUCUGCUCGCAGCUGAAGGGCAACGUGGUGAUCCUGCUGCGCUGCGACAGAGAAGACGACGACUACGACGAUGAAGGAAGUGACGAAGGCUUGGAGAGGCUGCUGAGGGGUUUGACUCACCAGUGUAGCCUUGCUCUUCACGUACAAGGUCUCCCGACGGGAUACUGCAGGGACAUCCACGGCCAGGUGGAAGUGUGUGACAGGAGGAGACAAGCUGACGGUCAGCAGAAGAAAACAACAUUUCAGUAUAAAGUCCAUGACAGAGGAGCCUCCUUCUUUGCUCCGGGGACAUCGAGGGCUGUUCUGUAGUCUCAGCACGUCAACGCAUUCCUCGUCUGGGAUUGAGAAAGAGGAAAUAUGACUGAUGACGCCGGCCAAAGAAGCAGGCAGGACAAUUGAUGCUUAUUAGUGCACUUCUGGAUGCGCAUUCUUUUUGGACGUUUAAAAGGAUUUUUUAAAACAGGUAUUUCCUGCUUCACAGAAGAUGUCCACGUAUCGUAGUAAUGCCGGGAGAGUCUAAAGUUAAGUUCAAAUGAUGUUACAAUGACAUUCAGUAGCCAAAUAAUUCUGAUUGUGAUGAGGAGCAAAACAGUACAACUCAGUAGCAACAGGUGCAUAUUUUCAGAAGGCCAAUUCCUAUCCGUUAGAUUCAAUCUAUAAUCAUCAAAAUUAUUUAAUAGGGUCAAUAUCGCUAUGAAGUGCCCUUGGUGUCCUCAUCACAAGCACGCAGUCAUCAUGAAAAUAUAGCACAGUAAUACUGUCUUAUUACAAGUGACUAAACCUUUGCACUCAUACCAGUACAAUAAUGACAAGUCUCUUAAAAUGCAGAAACCCUCUGACGUGUUGAGUGACAUAACUAGCAUUUUCUCUUUGUUUGUCAUGUUUUGUCAUUUUCUUCACAUUAUGUGUUGUUGUACAUAGUCGAGCUUCACACAUCCUCUCUGCCAUAGUGAAAUAUCAAUUAACAUAAAAACCUGUCAGAAAUUUCAAAAAAUAUUUGUCAAACAGUACAGUCAGCUUGCUAACUGAAUUAUGUUGCUCAGUGAAGGUCUACCAUGUGAUCAUUAAAUGAUAAUUAUUAGCAUAAAAUGUCCACCCUAUCAUUGUCUACUGUGUCAGCGAGCUCACAUAUUUUGCUGCCUGUGUGUACAUUGUCUGCUUGCAGUUAAUUUAUUUAACAAAAAAAAAGUGUGGGAACUUGACCAAUACUGUACUUACUGUAAUUACUUAAUACAAAGAAUAUGAAGUUAAAUGGAAGCUAUUUUUGGGACGAAAUGGGGAAGUCUCUAAGGCACCUUUAAGUGUUAUUGACAAAAAAAAAAAAAAUCAUCAAAUAUACUUCAAUCUGUGUAAUGUAUCUGUAAUAUGAGGAUCACAAGAUAAUACAAGACGGAAAGUAUUUUGUUUGCAGUUUUACUACCCAUUGUGCUUAGUUAUUAAAAGAGUUAUUAAAGUUAACAAAUAUGUUUUGUACAUUUUGUUUUUCCGUAUACAUUUUUACUAGUUUUACCAGAUUUUUUUAUUUUAUUUUACCCAAUUAUCUACUUGUUUGAGUACUUUUGCCACCUUUACUAAUUUAUAUAUUCAAAACCAUUAUGUGAUUUUAU